UCCUGCUGCCACUCAGGAGGCACCAAAACCCUCCUGUUGUCCCCAGGUGUCUCCUGCAGCUUUCAGGGUGGGGCUGGGUCAUGCUGGCCACAGGCUGGCAGCAGCGUGCCCCCUCAGCCCCAGCACGCCCCGCCAUCCCGCGCUGAGGCGCAGCAGGGCAGGUAACGGAGGGGAGAUUCCCUGCACCACUUUCAUUUUUGUUUCUAGCUCUACCACCUCUGGAUUUUCCUACGAAUAUGAAAAUGCCACGCAGGAAUAAAAAGCUGGAGAUGGAGCAGCAAAGCACAGCAGCUCCCUGUGACGGCCACCAGCUCAGAAGCUCCACGUCUGAACAGGAUACCUGUGGCACCCGUCAGGCACCUCUGCAUCUGAAAUUUAGUGAAUCCUGCCUGGAAUCCUCCAGUUCAUCCUCUCUGGCAUCUUGCACCGCAGCCUCCUCACCCCAUCGCAAUCCAUCGCUGACUGUCAAGCUUUCGUUGCCAAAAUGUGCCUCAGUCUCAGCUCACUGCUCGUGCUGGUGCUGGGGGUCAGCCUGGGGGCUUCCUUUCCCCAUGACACGCUGAGGAACGGCUGCAGGCUGUCCAAGUACCAGAACAUCGCACCCGAGGAGCAGAAGGCUGCGGACAAGAUGAGACAAGAGUUUGUGAGUAUUGUGAGCAGCCACAAAUGCAACACCAGGCUCUUCCACCGCAAAUGGAAUGCAGUAGACCUGCCGAUGUCCGACCGAGUGCUGCUGGUGGCGGCCGAGCUGAACCUCACCACUGCCAUGCUGGAGCUGCCCGCUGUCCCCAGCUUUGCCCAAGUGCGCCGGCGGCCCCUGCAGUUCUUCAGGCAGGCCCAGGAGGAUGUGCGGGGCUGUGUGAGUGUGGAUCCUUCGCAGCAGCCCUCGGGCAGGCUGAGGCACUGGCUGCACAAGCUGCAGGCGGCCGAGACCCCCGAGAGCACGGCGUGCCUGAGGGCCACCACCAUCCUGCACGUCCUGCAAGUGCUGGCCGACCUGCGCUGCGCUGCCCUCCAGGACAAGUGCUGA
This is a messenger RNA of Poecile atricapillus (Black-capped chickadee), 1030 nucleotides long. Its product is annotated as interferon lambda-3-like. NCBI's taxonomy places the organism in Eukaryota, Metazoa, Chordata, Aves, Passeriformes, Paridae. The transcript has 5 exons. Gene Ontology annotation, biological process: positive regulation of immune response; innate immune response; defense response to virus. Bases 485 to 1030 code for a protein of 181 amino acids. The record is from RefSeq and is a predicted model, not a curated record. Gene Ontology annotation, molecular function: cytokine activity.